AAUGGCGCCAUUCUGAGAUUUGCGAUUGUAGGACGCGGAUGCAAAGUGCAUAGUAAAUAAUAAAGUUAAUGUGCCAAAAACAUAAGUGCUCAAGUGGAAAUAUGAAGUUCAGUUGGCGCGCGUCUGAUGCAACAAAACGGAGAGACAAAGAGAGCCAACAAGAAGGAAGCGAAGCGACGCGUAAAGUUAACGGUUAUAACCACAAACCGCGUGCUUGCUUGUUUACCUUUUCACGCAUUGCCGCAAGUGGGAGAUGCAAAAGAGUCGGGAAAUGGAGACGUUGGACGCGAGUCCAAAUCAAAAGCAAAUCUUGUUACGACAAAUUUCAACUACUGUGCGACCGGGUGAAACAAAGGCCAUCGUCAGCGAUGUCGAGACGAAGGAAGCGUCCAGCGGGAUCGGGAAACGAACAUAUCUGACAUUAUUUCCAAAUCAACGAGGGAUGGAAAUUAAGCCGAAAAAAGAGAAAACCCUGGGGAAGUUGUUUCUUGGACCAAUUGAAACAGGAUUUUCCGUAAGACGCUGUCGCAGGACUUCACUCGAUUUCCGUUGCGUGCACUUUUGCGGCCGGCUUUUCCAUUUUGCGCAUGGUAAUGGAGCUGGCCAGGAUAGCUGAAAUCCAGGCCGCAGAAGCCAUGACCGCACUUUUAAUCAAAGUGAAAACUAUGAAAAUUUAUAAAAUAAUUCUCGUAAACGAGCUGGGGGAAAAGAAGGCGACCUAAGCAUGCAAAAACCGAAUUUGUGCAAGGACCUGUCACUGCAGCCCUCAAAAAAGGCCAGCCACACCCCAGAAACCAAACAUGCUCUGAUACAAGGACCUCGAUCUCCUUACCUCCUACUCCACCCACCGCCCCCCAUCCUCUUCCCACCCAUCAGACCUCACCCUCGAGCUCCUGCUGCAGCUUGUGUUUGUGUUUGUGUUUGGAUUUUCGGUUGCUCGGGGGUUUUUGGCGAACUGCGAGCUGGGAGCUGAGAACUGGGAAACGGGAAUUGGGGGGACUGGUUACCGCCCCCUUUGUGUGUGGAUAUUUGCAUGAUAUAUGCAGUUAUAAUAAACCACAAGAGCUGCUAAAGCAACAGCAGCCACAGCCAACUGGACGAGGACGAGGAUGAGGAUGAGGAACAAGGCACAGGAGGUCCUGGCCAGGACCUGGCAAACAAAUGCCCAGGCUCAACGGUGCGUAUGAAGGCAAAUGGCAAACAGGAGCCACCAUAACACUAGCCAGCCAAAGGACCACCAAACUGCAACUGCCGAUCGCAUUUUGGACAUACAUAAAUUACCCCGCCAGGUGGAAUAUCUUUGGAAUGGCAUUGAAACUUGCUGGCAGGGAUGGAUGCAUCUUUGUUUUCAGUACUGCAAACGGUUUUCUUUUUUGCCGAAUUAUUUUAUCAAUCUAGGAAGCACUGACAUAUACAGCAACGAGUUUAGUUUGGGUCUGUCAACGGAGGGGGAAUUAUUCUCAGUUACAAUAGGUCAACGAGCCGAGCAACAUCUGUGCUGUGUAAAGAAAAAAAAAAAAAAGUUAAUAAUUUAAACUUCUAACAAUAAUGAGUUCUUCGGAAAACGACAAAACCGCGAGUGCUACUAAUAGUCUCACAGAUAAUGGGACUGAAGACAACAUGCAGAGCUCCAAUUCGCUGGUCGUUCGGAGCAGACCAGUUUCAUUAUUGAGCAAUAUGGAUCACGAACUUAUAGAAUUCCUCCAGCGGCAUGCAAGCCAUAUUGAUAUCAGUGCCGAAACCAGUAUGCUACAUCAGGGUCCGAUACCCAACUACAACUUUGAUUGGAGCUCCAUUGGAUUGGACGAACAGGAGGAUACCGUUCGUUGGCCAAUUGCCGAAGAACCAACAUCGCAGGAGAAUCCGAAUAACUUUUUGCAAAUUAAAAUGGAACCAUAUAACGAGGAUGGAGAGGGAAACGAAAAUUUUGCUGCGGAUCAGGUACAAGACCCAGGGGUAAUUUUGCCAAUGCCAACGGCUAAUUCAUGCACUCCAUUCAUGAAUAUAAGACAGGAACCGGUUCUGGCAAUUAAAAUGGAGAUAGAUUCAAAAGACAAUGAACUACCAACUGAUGUAGAAUCUAAACCGAAUACCAAUUUUUCAAUUUUUGAUAUUCCCAAUAAUUUGUCACAUUUUCCAAAUAAGUCUGGCGAUCAAGGAACUCAGUCCACUGCUACACAAUCUGAAAUAGAUGCUAAUUUAGUUUGUAAAAUAGAAAACGAUACAACCAUGGUUGAAUUACCAACUACGUCCAAUAAUAUAGUUUGUAAAAAAGAAAACGAUACAACCAUGGUUGAAUUACCAACUACGUCCAAUAAUAUAAACGACGAGCAGCCAAAUAACACAGAUUCUGAUACGGUUAUUAAUUCAAUUUAUGAUUUAAUUGAUGAUUUAAAUUUGGAUUAUGAUGAACUACCAACUACAUCUGGUGGCACAGAAACCCAUCCAGUGGACACACAAUCAAAUAUGUAUGAUAAUAUGCCAUAUGAUUUGAUAAGUGACAUAAAUAUGGACUUCGUCACUCCAGCUAACAGAACAUAUACGGCAGCUGCAAAGCCAACACGAGGAACCGUCUACAAGGUUAGAAAGCCACGGCCGGUCAAGAGCACCAAUACGGCGCCAUCAAAUUCCAGCAUUGCCAAGAUGUUGAGGGAAGCAGCCAAGAAGGAAAAUGCAUCUGCGGCACCGCAGAGACCGAAGAAGCCCAAUGCGACGGCAACAUCUUCAGUUCCAAAUUUUCCAAACGCCCAUAAUUGGCCUGCAUGCCCACCGCUGCAGGUCGGCACUAUACCAACAGAUGAAACCAAUGACUCAAUGACGAUUCCGCAGAUUCCAACAGUGCCUGCUGCUCAAAAUCUUCCAAUACAAUCAAUCGGAAAGGUGAUUCAGCCCCGUGUCAAACGGACUUACACGAAGAAAGCCAAUAAGACCAAUAAUACAAAUAAUACAAAUAAUACAAAUAAUGCAAAUAAUACAAAUAAUACAAAUAUUACAAUACCAAAUGGACUGGUGGAGCAUACCGGAAUUAAUAUUGUGAUGCCACCGGAUCCGCUGAUAUCAAUGGUGUCUGUUCCUCGCAAUCCAAUACAAUCCAUCGGUAAAGUAAUUGAGCCUCCUCCCAAGCGAACUUACAAGAAGAGAGUCAAUAAGGCCAUGGCUACAAAUCAGUCCUCCGGAACUGAAAUUGAGAUUCCUCAAACCUCUUCCCAGGCACCUAUACCUCGUGUCAAGCGGACUUACACGAAGAGAGCCAAUAAGACCAAUAAUACAAAUAUACUUAAUGACAAUAGUUCCGGGGUCAUGGAGUCUAAUGGUGGAGAACCUACAAUACCAAAUAGUCAGCAGAUUCCAAACGCUGAUGUUGUUCCGAAUUUACCAAUACAACCGACCGACAAGCCCAAAGCUCCCAGAAAACCACGUGCUAAAAAAGUGAUCAACCAGCAACCGGGGACGGAUAUGCCCUCUGAGGUAUCGGCGCAGGGAGAAACGGCUCAAACCAAGCCGAAUGCUAAGCCAAAAGCCCCUAGGGUGCCCAAAGAACCUAAGGCGCCAAAAGUACCAAAGCCACCUAAAGAACCAAAGCCACCAAAGGAGCCAAAGCCACCUAAGGAGCCAAAGCCACCAAAGGAGCCAAAGCCACCAAAGGAGCCAAAGCCACCAAAGGAGCCAAAGCCACCUAAGGAGCCAAAGCCACCUAAGGAGCCAAAGCCACCUAAGGAGCCAAAGCCACCUAAGGAGCCAAAGACACCUAAGGAGCCAAAGCCACCUAAGGAGCCAAAGACACCUAAGGAGCCAAAGCCACCUAAGGAGCCAAAGACACCUAAGGAGCCAAAGACACCUAAGGAGCCAAAGACACCCAAACAACCAAAGGCACCUAGGGUACCGAAGGAACCUAAGACGCCAAAGGUACCCAAGGAACCUAAAGCGCCUAGGGCACCCAAGGUACCAAAAACGCCAAAGGAACCUAAAGUACCCAAGACUCCGAAGAAUCCCAAGGCACCGAAAGCACCAAUUCAACCGAAAGCAUCAACGAAUCAGACACCAAACAGCGUACAGGUACCGCUACCCAUUGAGCCCGUACCUCUAGAAACACCCACUCGCACGAAUUCUAUACUAUCAAUCGUUGCCGAAAUACUCCAACAGGGGCCGAUUACACCAAUAUCGCCAAUUAAAUCCCCAGAACUCCUUCAUCAUGCUGAUCAUACCGUAGCGAACUUCAAUAUGCCACAAUCUUCGGGGCCAACCAACUCAAGCGAGUCCAGUGUAAACGCCAUUCCACGACUUCCAACAACGGAAGGGAAACAUCCGUCGAAGGAAAGCGCAGAAAGCACAGAAAUAUCAGGUCCUUGCACAAACAGUACAGUUCGAAACACUACGAAGUCAGAUGAACAGAUUAAGCAAGGUCGCGUGUCAAAGCAUUCAUCUCGUUUUUCGCCUUCAUUACGCUGUGUAGUACGCUCUUUAUCCAGCUCAUCCUCCAGUUCAUCAUCCUCGUCAUCCUGUUCGACCUGCUCCACCUGCUCGAGCUGCUCGAGCAGCUCGAGCAGCUCGAACUCUUCACGAUCUUCACGAGCACGUAACCGGAAACGUCGAUCUCCAAAGGUUCCACUUCUCCACAAGCCAAUUAAAUCAAAUGGGGAAAUAAAUUUUCAGUUGGGCCAACCAACCCGUCUUGAAUCACCAUCCCCUCCACUACCGGACAUGCCCGUGAAUACUAGUGCCACCUUUGAAGAGCAUUUGGAAAAUGUGGCAUCGGAGCAUAAUCAUACUAGAUUGCCGAUAAGAAACCCCACAUAUGAUUUCGGGUUCAACUUGCCAGAGCCCAAAUUGUCCGAGGAGUCAUCCAGUUCUUCUGAUGAUGAAACCAAUGAGAACGGUCAGAUGACACCGAAUUCUCAAGAUCAGUUUGAGAAAAAUCGUCAAAGCGCUCUAAUGUUGUUCGGUGAGUCACGCAGUUCUUCUCCGUCGGAGAGCCGUGAUGAAACCAAUGUGAACAGUCAGAUGACACCGAAUUCUCAAAAUCAGUUUGAGAAAAAUCGUCAAAGCGCUCUAAUGUUGUUCGGUGAGUCACGCAGUUCUUCUCCGUCGGAGAGCCGUGAUGAAACCAAUGUGAACAGUCAGAUGAUACAGAAUUCUCAAGAUCAGUUUGAGAAAAAUCGUCAAAGCGCUCUUAUGUUGUUCGGUGAGUCACGCAGUUCUUCUCCGUCGGAGAGCCGUGAUGAAACCAAUGUGAACAGUCAGAUGACACCGAAUUCUCAAGAUCAGUUCGAGAAAAAUCUUCAAAGCGCUCCAAUGCUGUUCGAUAUGUCAUCCAGUUCUUCUUCGUCGGAGAGCCAUGAUGAAACCAAUGAGAACGGUCAGAUGACACCGAAUUCUCAAGAUCAGUUUGAGAAAAAUCGUCAAAGCGCUCUAAUGUUGUUCGGUGCGUCACGCAGUUCUUCUUCGUCGGAGAGCCAUGAUGAAACCAAUGAGAACGGUCAGAUGACACCGAAUUUGCAAGAUUUCGAGGAAAAUCAUCGAAGCGCUCUAAUGUUGUUCGAUGAGUUACCCAGUUCCUCUUCGUCGGAGAGCCAUGAUGAAACCAAUGAAAACUGUCAGAUGACACCGAAUUCUCAAAAUCAGUUUGAGAAAAAUCGUCAAAGCGCUCUAAUGUUGUUCGGUGAGUCACGCAGUUUUUCUCCGUCGGAGAGCCGUGAUGAAACCAAUGUGAACAGUCAGAUGACACCGAAUUCUCAAAAUCAGUUUGAGAAAAAUCGUCAAAGCGCUCUAAUGUUGUUCGGUGAGUCACGCAGUUCUUCUCCGUCGGAGAGCCGUGAUGAAACCAAUGUGAACAGUCAGAUGACACCGAAUUCUCAAGAUCAGUUCGAGAAAAAUCUUCAAAGCGCUCCAAUGCUGUUCGAUAUGUCAUCCAGUUCUUCUUCGUCGGAGAGCCAUGAUGAAACCAAUGAGAACGGUCAGAUGACACCGAAUUUGCAAGAUUUCGAGGAAAAUCAUCGAAGCGCUCUAAUGUUGUUCGAUGAGUUACCCAGUUCCUCUUCGUCGGAGAGCCAUGAUGAAACCAAUGAAAACUGUCAGAUUGCACCGAAAUCCCAAGAUCAUUUCGAGAAAGAACUUCAAAGCGCUCCCAUCAGAGAGCCCAGACCAGAUCAACCCCUAGCAGCAGCUCCCAGAUCAUCCAAUGGUGGCACAAUUGAGCCUUGUAACCUAAAAGCUUUUAAGCGUGAUUUAAUGAAUACUGGAUAUUCUGCAGAUGUGAAGCACGAUAGUGCAGAGAUCCAUGAAGCGAAGAUGGCUGGUACUAAGUGUUACAAUAAGGAGGUUUCGCCUGACCCAAGUCAAAUAAAUUUGAAGAAAUGUGCCACUAAAGUAUACACUGCAAUGGAUAGAAAUUCUGGGGCUGAAUUGCCUAUUCAGAGUCGCUAUAUAGUGCCCAAUUCUAAGCCAUCAGAAAGUAAGAUUACUGUUAAACCAGUGCUGCCAAAGCACAAGCCAUCAAGGAUCCCAAUAAGAACCAAAAAAACAGGAAAUGAUAGAAUGGAUUACCAGAGGCAGUCUUUACUGGAUCCAUUUAAAAAAUCUUUGAAUAAUUCUUAUGCUGUUACUAGCACUUCAGCAUACGAUCAAAAUGACCAGGUAGAAAAAAAUCCUGGGGCUCAAUUGACAGAACUGCCGAGAGCUCUGAAUUCAAUGAAAAAACCAGAGGAUAAUGGAUGUAAACCAAAAAAUAUCCUAAAGCCGAGUGCCCAUAUAUUUUCGAAUGCAGACGUGAACCCCCGCAGCUCUACAGAUUAUGGGCCAGCUAAGAAGGAUGUCAAAAAGUCUUGGGCACCACGUUACCAAGAACAAGAAUCGCAGGAGUUCAAGGAAAAUUCAUUGAAUGGAUUCUUUAAUGCCAAGGGUAACUUACCUGAUAUUCCUAAGAAGUCAUUCAAAGAUUCCGACUCAAAUGUUUCCAAAGCAGAUGCUGAGCGACGUUGCGCCAAAACAUUUGAACCUUUACGCAAGGACAUUGUAGGAAAAUUGAGAUACAAUAAAGUAGUCAAUAAAAGCCAGAAUAGAAAUGCAAAGAAGCAGGGCAAGGUUAAGCUAGAGCCUAAAGAAAAUACUAUCGAAGAAGAUGCAAACGAUCAGGUGGUAAAGCAAUUUCAGUUCGAGAUGCCAUCUAAUCCUGACAUCGUUGAACCAACUGUAAAACCUACAAAACCUGAAACAGCCGUGCGCGCCAGCAGUUCCAAGGCUUGCAUUUCAGACUUAAAUGCAAAUAUUCAUAAAACUAAAUCUUCCAAAAAGCUCAAAAAAUCUUCAAAGCUCUUUGAAUUCAAUCGUUCUGAAUCACAAGUAAAAAAAGGUGAAAACGAAGAAGAAGAUGUCAAGAUCGACAAUCCGAAAAUAACUGAACCAGUUAAACAUAAACGGGCUUCAAGACCCAAAACAUCCGGACGAAACAUUUCUGAGCUAGAUAUGCAGCCUAGUACUUCUAAAGCUGCUGAGACAAAAACUUCUCAACCAAAAGGUGAUCAACCAAAAACUGCUCAAUUAAAGGAAAUGCCCUCCAAAGCAGUGAACAAAAAGGUGAAAAAAUCAAAGGCAAAAAAACGUAAAAAUGAUGAUGCAAAUAAGGAUCCAAAGAGUACUGAAAUGCAUCAGUAUAAAAUUCCCAAGCUUUCCGCAAAUAAGCCACAUGUAAAAAAACAGAAUACAUCGACUACAACCGCUGCCGAAUCAAAGAGGACGAUAAGACCUAACCAUUCGGCACCGACAAGCGGAUUCUCACGAUUACCGGAGAUGUACGAGGAGCUAAACUAUCCGAAUGCUCCACAUCCCUACUCAACAAGGGGCUAUUAUCCCUAUCAUAGGGCCUAUCCAGGGCCUAUGCAUCACCCGGGCAGUCAGUAUCAUGUGAACCAACCCCCACCAAUGAGAUUGCAUCAUUCCAUGUACGUUGAUGCGGAACCGUCUUAUCAGAGUUUUUAUCAAGGGUCACGAUACCAACCAUAUGACAUUAGCCCGUCAAUGAGACACCAUUACUCCUAUCCAGGGGAGCCAUCUCCCAGAACAUAUCCGAUGGGUAUUCCCUAUCAUUACAAUAACACGCUCUACCCCCCGAUGAGAAAUGAUUUCUACUACCCAAGGGGCCGUCCGCACUUUCCUGUACGCACUUUACCACCGAUGAGUUCUCAAGGGACUUAUCCACCGAAUUAUCCAUCUUCUCGUCAAUUUUUGCAUUCAAUGCCCCCUCCUGCUGAUACACAUGAACAGAUCGCAUUGCGUUCGAUCGAAAUCGUUGGUGGUUUUAUUCAAAUGGCCUAUGCAGGUCGGAAAUACAGGACUCUUAAGGAUCUCAGGGAGCGAACAAAGUUAUCGAAAGACUGUUUGCGUAAGAUUUUAAAGCACAUGUGCAAAAUUAAGCGUCCCAAGUGGCGUAUCAGCAAGUUUUAUUUGUACGCAUUCUGGUCUGAAAUUUCGGGGGUUCCCCAAAGUUCUAAAUUUGGCAAACCGUUGAAACUAAACGCUUCCUAUCGCAAGGUAAUUAGUUGCUUUGCGGAAAGCAAGUUUCUACGCAUGGAGACUUUAAUGGAGAAAACUGGGUUUCGGAAAGGCAAACUUAAGCGAGUUCUAAAGAUGAUCGGAAGAAAGCGAUCCACGAAAUGGCGUCUGCUCGAUUAUAAGAAGCCACUUAUUCACUUGCACCGCAGUCAAGAGAAGAAGUCUUCUAUAUAAAACCUUUUACACUACAAGCUUAUGAAGAAUCUACAUUUACACAUACAAUCGCCAGACUUAAUAACAA
This is a messenger RNA of Drosophila simulans, 8788 nucleotides long. Its product is annotated as protein piccolo. NCBI's taxonomy places the organism in Eukaryota, Metazoa, Arthropoda, Insecta, Diptera, Drosophilidae. The transcript is spliced from 25 exons. The record is from RefSeq and is a predicted model, not a curated record. The coding region runs from base 1549 to 8721 and encodes 2390 amino acids.